This is a messenger RNA of Phytophthora infestans T30-4, 1041 nucleotides long. RefSeq lists its product as uncharacterized. The record is from RefSeq and is a predicted model, not a curated record. Lineage: Eukaryota; Oomycota; Peronosporomycetes; Peronosporales; Peronosporaceae. Bases 1 to 1041 code for a protein of 346 amino acids. The transcript has 3 exons.
AUGGUCGUGGCCAACCGCCAGUUGCAGAAAAAGAAGCGUGCUUACAAGAAACGCAAGGCGACGCACACGAUUCGAAAGGAGCAGAAGGCGGUUCUGGAGAGGGAGAUCGCGGAGCUUCAAGCCCAGCUUGAGGAUGCUAAGUUCCGGGCGCUGGUACAGCAGGGCGAAGUGUCGAACUCCUACCAUGACCGAGCAGUAGAGAACGCGGUACUUAAAGAAUCGAUUCAGGAACAGCAUUUGGUGAUGGCGCAGGUGAGAGCAUUUCUAUCGGGUCAGAUGCAGCACCAAAUGAGUGGAGUGAGACCCAUGGAGACCAAGAUUUGUCUCAGCGCAGAUAGAGAGGAAAGACGACGCGUGCUACAUGCUCUACGAGGGGUCAAACUUCGAGAGGCCAGAAGGUUCUUGCGUGCACGAAGCAGUGGGAUCAAACCGAACACUCCCUACUUUCAGGAAGAGCGAUACGAAUCGGCGGACGGGGGGUUCUGUAUUGCCCGGUUCGAGAUCACUCCGCUACACGGUGUGAAAGGAGGCGUCCGCGCUGUGUUUGACGCAGUGCUCCAAGCUGCGUUCAAUGUCGAGAUCAUCAUUUCCGAGACGUCAGGCAACAUUACAGUGCGCGAGGACGACGAUAUGAACGACGAGAGGGUCUCGCAGAUGCGACUCGUGUUCGAGGUGUCCUUUGGCAAGAGCGGCAGAGACUGCUAUGCAGUCACAUCCACAGACUUCGUAGACGAGGACGAGCUGUAUCCGUACAGACCGCGGGAGCGCGUUCGACGUGACACGACGGCCGCCAUGUUGGUGUCGUACCUGGACACACCGAAGCAGAAAGCUGAAGGCGAGGACGAGCCUGUCGUUGUCCUCAUGCGCUGGGCCUGCACGAAAAUCUGCCACACGGACCUCAACAUCUCGCAUGGUGCCGUGAUGGACAUGCGAGAGACGUCGAUUCGAUCGCAGGGCACGUAUCUUAACUGCGUCAGAGAGGCUCUAGGUCUACUGUACCUACAUAAUAGAAUUUGUGAUUAUGCUUUUUUCUAUCCAUAA